Molecule: messenger RNA, 1692 nt
Organism: Panicum virgatum (switchgrass)
Lineage: Eukaryota; Viridiplantae; Streptophyta; Magnoliopsida; Poales; Poaceae
Product: L-type lectin-domain containing receptor kinase IX.1-like
Exons: 3
Coding region: 1-1692 (563 amino acids)
Biological process (GO): protein phosphorylation
Cellular component (GO): plasma membrane
Molecular function (GO): protein kinase activity; ATP binding
Source: RefSeq, a predicted model, not a curated record
AUGCAUCGCCGCCUUUUCGCCAUUCCGGUGGUGGUGCUCCUCACCAUCGCCAGCUCGCUUAGUGCAGACGAGAGCUCCGUCGCCUCGCCGCCGCGCAUAGCUCUCUGCUGGGGAGGCCACUUGUACCGUGACUGUGCCCUCCGCUACUCCCAAUACCCGUUCUCAUCCGGCGAGACGGACCAAGGGCAUGUGCUCAUCCUUUGGGUCACCUCGUACGUCGACGAUGUGGCCGGCUGGAACAACACCCGGUGGAAGAUGAUGAACCGGCUCACCGAAGAAGCCGCCGCCUCGCCGGUACGGUUCGCGAACGGGAGCGAGGUGUACGGCAAGGACAAUGCGAGCACGGUGUACGGGCUGGUGCAGUGCAGGAAGGACCUGACGCCGGAAGCAUGCAGGGGCUGUGUCACCAACCAGCUUCGGUAUCUGGUGGGGGAUUUCCCCAACAACGUCAACACGUACGCUGACGUUAGAGGGUUCAGCUGCCUGGCUAAACUCGACAGGCACCCGAUCGUGCUCAUGGUGCUGCCCGUGUAUCUAGGAGCUCCAGCACCCACACCCCCGCCUAGCUCCAAGGCACAAAGAACGCCUCUGAUGAUCAUAGGCUUGGCUGCGACGGCAAGUGGCAUCUUCUGCUUGUUAAUCCUAGUCAUCUUGUACCUCUGCUGGAGGCAGAGAAGGACCGACGACAUGGAAGGUGUGUUCGGGAACGUCGGAGCUGGACCCAAACGAUUUGACUACGACGUUCUAGCCGCUGCGACUAGCAACUUCUCUGACGAUCGGAAGCUUGGAGAGGGCGGCUUUGGUUCGGUAUACAGAGGCUUCAUCGACACACUGAACCUCGACGUUGCCAUAAAAAGAGUGUCCAGGAGCUCCACCCAGGGGUGGAAAGAGUACGCCUCUGAAGUUAAGAUCAUUAGUGGACUGAGGCACCGCAACCUCGUGAAACUCAUCGGUUGGUGCCAUAACCAUAAACUACUGCUCGUCUAUGAGCUGAUGCUGAAUGGAAGCCUUGACAAGCACCUUUACAGUGCAGAGAACACACUUUCGUGGCAGCGCAGGUACCAAAUCAUCCUCGGGAUUGGCUCCGCACUUCUGUACCUACACGAAGAGUGCGAACAAAGUGUAUUGCACAGAGACAUCAAACCGAGCAAUGUUAUGCUGGAUGCCUCCUUCAACGCCAAGCUAGGUGACUUCGGGCUCGCGAGGCUUGUCAACCACAGCCGGGCCACGCACACCACGCAGCUCGCUGGCACCAUGUGGUACAUGGACCCUGCUUGCAUGAGCUCAGGAAAGUUCAGCACUGAAUCUGACAUCUACAGCUUCGGCGUUGUCCUCCUUGAGGUCGCCUGCGGCCGGCAGCCCGUCAUAGUUCUGCCGGACAACAUAAUCCACCUUGCGCGACGGGUUUUAGAGUUGUAUCGGCAACAAGUGAUUCUUGACGCGGCGGACCCUCGGCUGAAUGGCGAUUUCAACGCACUGGAGAUGGAGUGCGUGCUGUUGGUGGGGCUUUGGUGCACGCAACUCGACCAGAGCCUGAGGCCGUCCAUCAGGCAGGCCAUCAGUGCCCUGCGGUUUGAGGCACCGCUGCCCACGGUGAUCAACUCAACACCGGUUGGUCACGUAGGAUCCAUUCCUUCUCUCAUUGUGCAAGAGAGUACUGUAACCAACAGGCUUUAUAGAUUCACCAGAUAA